AUGAGUUCGAAACCCACAUGUACCAAAAUUUUGAUGAAAGAUAUUCCUGUGGUUUCUUUUUCUCCUGGUGAAUAUGAAAGAUACUGUGAAAUAUUUGCAAGUAUCCAAAAUAAAAAUGGUGGUAAACUUUUUCAGAACGGUCUUCUGUUAUGUCACCAGAAUACCUUUGUCUACCAAAAACUCCUAGAAUUAUGUAACAAUGUAAAUGAUAAAAAAGUUUUAAGAGCCGCAUAUGAUUACUGCAAUAGUCAACAUGAACCGAAAAUCAAAAACAAAAACACAAUGACCAUUAACAACGUCAUCAUUAAGAACGAGGUUGACCUCUCUGGUUCACCAGAAACAAAAGGACUGAAUAAAAACGAAUCAACCUGUCCUAGAAACAGCUUAUCUGAAACAGCAUGCCCUAGAAACAAUUUAUUAAGAAAGAUCGGUUUUUUCAUUAUGAUAUUCAUCAUCAUAGGAUUAUUUCUUUAUGCUAUUAAAUAUGUAAAAGAUAAAGAAUCCAGAAUCAAAGAAUUAGAGGCUAGCAAUCAAAGGAAGCAAGAUAAAUAUGAUAAGCUCAGCUUCGAAUACAAUAAGAUGAUCGAAAAAUCGAAAAUGAAAAAUGAUGAAUAUCGAAAAAGAAAAGAAAAAAUUGAUAGAGAUGAUAAUGAUUAA
Racocetra persica is the source of this 657-nucleotide messenger RNA. Lineage: Eukaryota; Fungi; Glomeromycota; Glomeromycetes; Diversisporales; Gigasporaceae. The record is from the annotation of a GenBank genome assembly.